Messenger RNA from Helobdella robusta, 522 nucleotides. RefSeq lists its product as hypothetical. The coding region runs from base 1 to 522 and encodes 173 amino acids. The record is from RefSeq and is a predicted model, not a curated record. Lineage: Eukaryota; Metazoa; Annelida; Clitellata; Rhynchobdellida; Glossiphoniidae. The transcript has 2 exons.
AUGUAUUUACAUAUAACUUAUAUAGCUAUAUGUAUAUUUAUGUAUGUAUGUAUGUAUGUAUAUGUGUAUGUGUGGUGCGUAUGUGUGUGCGUGCGUGUGUAUAUGUACGUUUGUCUGAAUGUAUCUAUGUAUGUAUCUAUCUAUGUAUGUAUCUAUCUAUGUAUGUAUCUAUCUAUGUAUGUAUCUAUCUAUCUCUUCAUUUUUUGUGUUUGUAUUCUUUUUGUAUUUGUAUCUUGUUAUCUUUUUGUAUUGAUAUAUGAAUCUAAUUUGUUGUAUAUAUUUAUUUGUGUGUUCAUGUUUUGUGUCUAUGUAUAUAUAUAUAUAUAUAUAUAUAUAUAUAUAUAUAUAUAUAUAUAUAUAUAUAUUGAGUUAUUGUAUUUAAAUUUGUUUCUCUUAAGUUUUGCUGCAUUUUUGUAUAUACAUUUUAUUAUUUUGCUGUAUCUAUUUUUGUAUCUUUGUAUACCUUUGUUUGUAUACAAUGAAUUUGUUUCUUGUAUGGAUUUGUAUUGUCGUAUCUUUUGA